AUGGCUAGUGAUCGGCACAUAGCUAUUCAUGAAGAUGAACGCGCAGGAGCAGAAAUUGCAUAUGGAGCCGAAGACUGCUACUCUUUUAUUGUAAAGCUCUCGCAAUACUCAGGAUUUCCUAAAGGAAUGCUACCACUUAAAUACCUUGAAGAAUUUGGUUAUGUUAGCAAGACUGGAUUCAUAUGGAUGAAACAAAAAGCCCCCUACCAACAUUAUUUUUCUUCAAUUAAAAUGUUCGUUAGCUACGCAAAGGAGAUUACUGCAUACGUCGAGAGAGGUAAGAUGAAAAAAAUAAGUGGUGUUAAGAGUAAACAACUACUUCUUUGGUUGCCUACAAUUGAAAUGAGCAUUAAUGAAGAUCAAAAGAAGAUUUAUUUUAAAACUCUUAUGGGAAUUGGAAUGUCUUAUCCCAUUAUUGAUUUUAUGACUGAUGAGGACAAGGAAGAAGCUAAGUAUAGUAGUGCAUAA
Molecule: messenger RNA, 468 nt
Organism: Solanum stenotomum
Lineage: Eukaryota; Viridiplantae; Streptophyta; Magnoliopsida; Solanales; Solanaceae
Exons: 2
Coding region: 1-468 (155 amino acids)
Source: RefSeq, a predicted model, not a curated record